AUGAGCGGCUUGGAUCCCUUCACUGCCGCCGUUUUCGGCUGGUUCCGCGAUGACACGCAGGCCUUGAUGAACCGCAUCGCAGAGGUGUUGGCGCGCAGUCGUCUGUACCCAGAUCGGUCUGUCCAGUGGAGGCCGACGUGGGCGACGGACUUCCGCAAUCUUCAUCUGCCAGCUAGUGCUGAGCGCCUCAUCCGCUGGGACAUCCGUCGCCCAGAAGACGUGUUUAGGAACGGUUUCGCCCCGAAGGUCCAACCUUCCAGCAGCGCACAGCUGCAGGACCAGCAGCUGGAUAUAGCCACCUACGUCUUGCACAACGUCCCUUCCAUCUUUGUGUCCACGACGCGCACCCUCGCGACCUACACCCCCUCGGUGCCCGAACCGCUCGUGUGGACGGCGGAUAACCGGCUUAAUCGCCAUGUCGUGGGCGGAACCAGUUUCAAGUACGAGAUAUACGCGCAUGGCGGGAUAGAUGUCAACGAGUCGCUGGGCACACAUCGCCAUCAGCAACAGAACGAGGUCGCGUUUGCGGGUGGAAUCCGGCGCGAGUUCGUUCGCAGUGCCGUCGAGUACCGCCGGAUCGAUAAUGCAGACGGCACCACGGAGGACAUAAUCGUCCGGGUUUAUUACAAUCCGUACUUCGAUUGGAACGCCAGUGGCAGGGGCCAUGGAUCGCGCCUCCCUGAUCUGCCCCAGGAUGAGUACAGAUCGAUUGGGGUCGAGGUCGUUGAUGUGACCUUUGAUGACGACGAUGGGAAUCCUUCGGACUCGCAUAGGAGGGAGCUGCGCAGUCCCGUGGACGAAGAUAUCCUCAUGACGGGCGAGGGUCAUACUAUCACAGAUUUUCUGAUAGGCACCGCGACCGAGCCACGCUUCGCGCGUGCUGUUCUCCCCAACCUGGCGCGUUCCGUCCAUGAGGUCUAUGUCUUCGCAGAGACGAAAUACGUCCUCAUGCACUUCGACCCACCCGGUUCGAUCAUCAAUGGGCCAAAGCUGGUCGUGACCGAAUGGCCGUCCCUGCGCAAGGCCAAGUUCGCAGGGAGGGUGGACGCGAUCCUGCCGAACCCGGACAAUUACAGAGAAGCCUACUUCUUCAGCGGAGACAGCUAUGCUCUCGUGAACGUCCAGCCGGGGUCGACGGACGACUACCUAGUGAGCGCGGUCAAGACGAUUCGCGGGAACUGGCCAUCCCUGACCAAGGCCGGGUUCGACAAAGGGGUGGACGCGAUCUUGCCAAAUCCUCAUAAUAACGCGCACGCGUACUUCUUCGGGGGUGACCAGUACGCGCUCAUCGACAUCGCCCCCGGCACCACCAACGACCGCAUCAUCAACGGGCCCAAGUCCAUUUAUCAGAAUUGGCCGUCGCUGCGCAAUGGCUUCACCAACGGGAUCGAGGCUUGUCUUCCAAACCCGAGCAACAAAAAUCAGGCGUACUUUUUCAAACAUAAUCGUUAUGUCCUAAUUGAAGUCAAGCCGGGCACGACAGACGACAUAUUGAUCGAGGGGCCCGCAGAUGUUGGUGGGAAGUGGCCGGCGCUCAAAACCGCUGGUUUGUAUUGA
Molecule: messenger RNA, 1557 nt
Organism: Sparassis crispa
Lineage: Eukaryota; Fungi; Basidiomycota; Agaricomycetes; Polyporales; Sparassidaceae
Exons: 1
Coding region: 1-1557 (518 amino acids)
Source: RefSeq, a predicted model, not a curated record